UUGAAAUUAUUUGUAGCGACCAAGCUUUUGACUCCGUCCAGGCGAAUCGAGCCGUUGGCAGAGCUCCGUGCGCUCGCCGAGCCUCAACCGCAGUUCUCUUCACGACCAGUGCUUGAAUUUGAACCGAAUCGUGCUGAUUUUAGGGCUGGUGAGUACGGCGACAACACGGCGGAGUACGUCGAGGAGGCGGGUGCGGGGGUGGGUGCGGGGACGGGUGUGAGUACGGGGGUGAGUGCGGGGGUGAGUGCGGGGGUGGGGGCGGGUGCGAAUACGAGCGCGGCGCCGACGCGCACCCGCGGCCCGUCGCCCACGCGCACGCGGCCCACGCCCAGCACCACGCUCGCGCCGCCACUGUCGGAGUCUCUACGCUCUGGCGCGUUACGACCGUAUCUCAUACGCCGCAACUGCAAACUGCUCGUGCUUGCAUUAUUUCAUUUAUGUAACCGAAUUCGCUAUCAGUAA
This is a messenger RNA of Parnassius mnemosyne (clouded apollo), 462 nucleotides long. The record is from the annotation of a GenBank genome assembly. Lineage: Eukaryota; Metazoa; Arthropoda; Insecta; Lepidoptera; Papilionidae.